AUGGGAGACUAUAGUGGAUAUAGCCGUGGAGUCAAGGUUGCGAUUCUCUGCACGAUUUGGUUCUGUUUAAGUUCUUCGAACAAUGUCAUUAUCAAAAGGCUCCUUUCAGAUUAUCCAUAUCCAAUCACGGUCAGUUUAUCGCAUAUGACGUCCACGGCCUUCUUGAUGUACCCUGUUUUGUUUGGCUUUGGAGUGAAGACGACAGUCGAUAUUCCGAUCUUAAGGUUCUAUGUGCUGCUGAUACCGCUUGGGAUAGGAAAGCUCCUGGUUUCGAUUUCAUCCCACGUCAGCAUAUGGAGGAUCCCAGUCUCUUACGCACAUACAGUAAAAGCAAUGAUGCCAAUUUUUACUGUUCUCAUUACUCGAAUGAUUUUUAAGGAGAGACAAAGUUGGAAGGUUUAUCUGUCCUUAUUGCCAAUAAUAUCAGGUGUUGGCAUUGCAACUGUUACAGAACUUUCAUUUGAGGUGUAUGGUAUGUUGACAGCAUUGUUUUGCACAAUGGUUUUUGCUCUCCAGAAUAUAUACACAAAACGGGCUAUUAAAGAUCUUCGACUGAACCACUUGCAUUUGCUUACACGGAUUGCACAUAUUUCAUUUGUCAUCGCUGUGCCAUUAUGGCUAAUAACAGACUCACAGCAGCUUUUCAAUGAUGAGAGAUUGGCAUCUUCAGACACAUUGGUUUGGUUUUUAUCACGGCUUGUGCUAAGUGGGAUAAUAAACUUCACACAGAACAUUAUGGCAUUUUCAGUCCUGAAUCUCCUAUCACCUCUGAGCUACUCCGUUGCAACUGCCACCAAAAGAAUUCUAGUUAUUGCCAUAUCAAUUUUAACUUUGAAAAACCCAAUAACUCCAAUGAAUUCAGUUGGAAUGUUCUUGGCUGUCUUUGGAGUCUUUCUGUAUAACAGGACAAAACAAAUUGAAGUCCAAAAAAGGCUGGCCACAUUACCAUUUACAUACACAAAGACUGAAAAGACAAAUCAAAAUGGAUUCACAAACGUGCAUAAAAGACCUCACUCUUUCAUCUAGCAUCUUCUUUUUACUCAAGGGUUGCUUAUAUAAAAUACAUAUUUAAAUACAUAAAAAAAUGAAAAUGGUUUCAAGAGCAAAUGUGUCUGAUUGAAAA
Rhopilema esculentum is the source of this 1123-nucleotide messenger RNA. Its product is annotated as solute carrier family 35 member E1 homolog. Lineage: Eukaryota; Metazoa; Cnidaria; Scyphozoa; Rhizostomeae; Rhizostomatidae. The record is from RefSeq and is a predicted model, not a curated record.